UGAACUGCAUUAUUUUCACUGGAAAUGGCUAAAGGGGCAAAAGGCCCCAAAGGGAAAAAGGUCACCUUGAAGGUUGCUAAGACCUGCAUCAAGAUCACCUUUGAUGGGAAGCGCCGCCUUGAUCUGAGCAAGAUGGGCAUCACAACUUUCCCCAAGUGCAUCCUCAAGCUGGAUGAUAUAGACGAGAUAGACCUGAGCAGAAACAUGAUCAAAAAAAUCCCAGACGGAAUUGAUAAAUUUCAGAACCUGCGUUGGUUGGACUUGCAUAGCAACCAGAUUGAUAAGCUGCCAGAAACAAUAGGGAACCUACAGAAUCUCAUUUUUCUGAAUCUCUCCAACAACAAGCUCACAGCCCGGAGCUUACCAGUGGAGCUAAAUCAACUCAAGAAUCUGCGGAAUCUUAACCUUGGCCUAAACCACAUUGACAACCUACCAACCACUCUGGGAGCUUUAAAAGAGCUCCAGGAAGUUGGGGUAUUUGAUAAUUUACUGACACUUAUCCCGAACAGUAUUGCAAAGCUCCCUAAGCUGAAGAAGCUAAAUGCCAAGAGAAACCCAUUUCCUGGGCCCACAGAAGAGGAAAUCAUUAUUGAUAACAUCAAACGCCUUGAGACACUUCAUUUGGUAGAAGAAAAAGAUCUUUGUUUCCCAUGCUUGAGGAAAUGUCAAGAAGAGAGAGACAAGCUAAACAAGCUGAAGAAUACAAUACCCACUCCCCUCAAAAAGCCAAACUUUUCAAACCUCAUGACCCCCAACUCACUAGCAAAGGAGAAUCAAGCAGAGUGGAGGUGAAUGGGCCACCAUUCCAUCCUCACACAAAUGACAGAUAGUGAUGCGGAGGUAUGGCAUGGCAACUUUGCAUCCCUUCAUUAGGAAUGAUUCGAAGUAAUAAAACAGCU
This is a messenger RNA of Candoia aspera, 899 nucleotides long. RefSeq names its product leucine rich repeat containing 18 (gene LRRC18). The transcript has a single exon. Gene Ontology annotation, molecular function: protein binding. Lineage: Eukaryota; Metazoa; Chordata; Lepidosauria; Squamata; Candoiidae. Bases 25 to 792 code for a protein of 255 amino acids. The record is from RefSeq and is a predicted model, not a curated record.